Molecule: messenger RNA, 1905 nt
Organism: Sphenostylis stenocarpa
Lineage: Eukaryota; Viridiplantae; Streptophyta; Magnoliopsida; Fabales; Fabaceae
Source: the annotation of a GenBank genome assembly
AUGCCAUCAUUAUCUUCUUGGUUCUUCACAACACUUCUAUGCUUCUUAGAUGUCACUUUUGCAGGCGACCCUUAUGUUUUUUACGAUUGGACCGUAUCCUAUACCUCAGCCUCCCCCCUUGGAAUUAAACAAAAGAUCAGGGCAAGGGACAAAGCUUGUGCUGUGGUCUGGAGUUCUGUUUGUGUGACUGGAUUGACAUUGAUAAGUAACUAUGAAAAGAAUGAGAAGAGAGUACAUUAUGAACCUGAAAUUUUGGUUAUUGGGAUCAAUGGACAAUUUCCAGGACCAACUCUGAAUGUCACCACAAACUGGAAUGUAGUUGUCAAUGUCAAGAACAAUCUUGAUGAGCCAUUACUACUAACAUGGAAUGGUAUACAACAUAGGAAAAACUCUUGGCAGGAUGGAGUUUCAGGAACUAAUUGUCCAAUCCCAGCAGGGUGGAAUUGGACGUAUGAGUUUCAAGUUAAAGAUCAGAUUGGGAGCUUUUUCUACUUCCCUUCCCUAAACUUCCAGAAAGCUGCAGGAGGAUAUGGAGGAAUCAUCAUAAACAACCGACCAGUUAUUCCUGUUCCCUUUGGAUUGCCAGAUGGAGAUAUUACCAUAUUUUUAAGUGACUGGUACACCAGGAGUCAUAAGGAUCUGAGAAAAGACAUUGAAAAUGGGGUUGACCUUGGAGUUCCUGAUGGAGUGCUUAUUAAUGGACUAGGUCCUUAUCGCUAUGAUGACAGUCUUGUCCCGAGUGGCAUUUCUUACCAAAUAAUAAAUGUGGAACCAGGGAAAACAUAUCGCCUACGGGUUCACAAUGUGGGUAUCUCAACAAGUUUGAAUUUUAGGAUACAGAAUCACAACUUGCUUCUUGUGGAGACUGAAGGAUCAUACACAGUUCAGCAAAACUACACAAACAUGGAUAUUCAUGUGGGUCAGUCAUAUUCAUUCUUGGUCACAAUGGAUCAAAAUGCCAACACUGAUUACUAUAUUGUUGCCACGCCUCGGUUUGUUAAUUCAUCAUGGGCCAGAGCUACUGGAGUUUCCAUUUUGCACUACUCUAAUUCUCUGGGACCUGCUUCAGGCCCUCUUCCCAGUCUUUUGGGUGAGGAUGAUCCUUCCUUUUCAAUAAAUCAAGCAAGAUCAAUAAGGUGGAAUGUGUCUGCUGGUGCUGCACGUCCAAACCCACAGGGUUCCUUCAAAUAUGGUGAUAUUACUGUCACCGAUGUAUAUGUUAUUCUUAAUAGACCUCCAGAGCUUAUAAAUGGAAAGUGGCGAACUACCCUUAAUGGUAUAUCAUACUUACCACCUUCAACACCCCUGAAGCUUGCGCAACAAUUUAAAAUUCUAGGGGUGUACAAGAUUGAUUUUCCAAAUAGAUUAAUGAACAGACCCCCAAAAGUUGAUACUUCUCUCAUUAAUGGCACUUACAGAGGUUUUAUGGAAAUAAUUUUUCAAAACAAUGACACCACAGUCCACAGCUACCAUUUGGAUGGCUAUGCAUUCUUUGUUGUAGGCAUGGAUUUUGGAGUAUGGACAGAAAAUAGCAGAAGUACUUAUAAUAAAUGGGAUGGUGUGGCUCGCUGCACUACACAGGUCCUUCCUGGUGCUUGGACGGCCAUAUUGGUAUCUCUUGACAAUGCCGGUAUUUGGAACCUUCGUGCAGAGAAGCUCAGCUCUUGGUAUCUGGGCCAAGAGGUUUAUGUGCACGUUGUAAACCCAGAGAAAGACAAUAAUGAAAAUACUUUGCCUGACAAUGCAAUUUUCUGCGGCUUACUUUCCUCCCUUCAAAAGGAUCAAUCUCACAAGUUUCAGUUCUCUGGGGGAUCACCUUUUUGCAGCAAUUCUAUAAUUUUGUUAUUCAUGCUAUUUCUAGCAUUACUUGAAAGUUUAUUUGGUAUGUGGAGUGUUGAACUUUAA